GCACGGUUGUCAGUUCCCAACUUAUAAGUCGGUUCCUUGGGGACUCCGCAUACAACCGAGAACGCAUUAAUUUGGUGACAGCCACUGGUCAGCGCAUACCCGUCCGUGGAGAGAAGGAGAUGGAGUUGAAGCUAGGCAACAUGAUCUACCUGCAUAAUGUCAUCAUGGCUGAUAUAAUGGACGACUGCAUCCUGAGCCUAGACUUUAUGAGGAAGAAUUGUUGUGAGAUCGACGUUAAGCAAGGUGUUUUGAAAUGUGGACAAGAGGAACUUUUCAUGGAAGGGGCGUUACCAGGGAAUGUGUACAGCCUUAAGAAGAUUGUUCUUCCGCCGAGAUCGGAAACGAUUGUGCCGGUUAGUCUUCCUCGGAGUCCUGGGCAAGCUCAUCGUUGUGUACUCGUGGAAAGGGUAGACAAUGACCUUCCAUGGAAAGUGGCUCGAACCUUGGUCAGAACCACCGACAUCUCAGGAGUACGUGUGUUGAACCUUUAUGAUCAGGAACAGAUUAUAGAAAAAGGCACAUUGGUCGGUACUAGUGAGGAAGUGGAUGGGUUGCGUCGGUGCGAAUAUCUAUCGACCGGGACCCCUAGCAAGGAUGGACAAACGAGAGUGACCACACUUUUAGAAGACUGUCGCAGCGUUCUCUCCCCGAAUGAAAUGGUCAAGGCGAAGAAGUUGUUACUCAAGUACGCCAAUGUUUUCUCGUCAAACGAAGCUGACAUAGGAAAGACUGCCUUACACAAAAUAAACACUUCAACACAAAAUAAACACAGGACAAGAAUUGCCUAUUCGUCAGCGGCCAAGAAGAUUGCCUGUAGCACGUGAAAAGGAAGUGGAAACCAUGAUUGAGGGAAUGGUGAAGGAUGGUGUUAUUGAACCUUCAUCUAGUCCAUGGUGUUCACCUGUGGUGCUGGUAAAGAAGAAGGACGACAGCAUGCGGUUUUGUGUUGACUACCGCCGCCUGAACGACGUUACGAAGAAGGACAGCUAUCCCUUGCCUAGAAUUGAUGACACGCUGGACAUGCUCACAGGCGUAAAGUGGUUUAGUACGCUGGACCUGAAAAGUGGCUACUGGCAGGUUGAAAUUGACCCUAAGGACAAGGAGAAAACUGCAUUCUCCACAGGAAAGGGUCUGUGGCAAUUUAAAGUCAUGCCGUUUGGAUUGUGCAAUGCUCCAGCAACGUUUGUAAGAUUGAUGGAGCUUGUACUUACCGGGCUAAUUGGAGAUGCCUGUCUGGUCUAUUUGGAUGACAUCAUCAUCGUAGGCCGUACGUUUGAGGAACACCUUCAAAAGCUGGAACGCGUGCUCAUGAAGAUCCAGAGUGCCAACCUCAAGUUGAGUCCAAAGAAGUGCUCACUAUUCAAACGGCAAGUUAGUUUUUUGGGGUAUGUAGUGUCGGAAGAAGGUAUCCGCACGGAUCCAGAAAAAAUUGCCGCUGUCAAGGAGUGGCCGGUUCCAAAAGACAAGACACAGGUUAGAGCAUUUUUGGGUUUGUGCUCUUAUUAUCGGCGAUUUGUGAAGAACUUUGCAGAUAUAGCCAAACCUCUGCACAAGCUAACCGAGGAGAAGCGACAUUUCUGCUGGGAUGAAAGUUGCGAUAUUGCAUUCCAGGAGCUCAAGAACCGUCUGUGUAAAACACCUAUUUUGGGGUACCCUGAUGCGGGCAAGGAAUUCAUAGUUGACACAGACGCAAGUGAUAUAGGACUUGGCGGUGUGUUGUCUCAACGGAAUGGUGACCAAGAGAUUGUGAUAGCGUACUUCAGCAAGUCAUUGUCAAAGCCGGAAAGGAACUAUAACAAGACGGGAAUUGCUUGCUGUGGUAAAGGCCUUGCAGCAUUUUAGCAAAUAUCUUCUAGGGCGGAAAUUCCACUUACGAACUGACCAUGCUGCACUGAAAUGGCUAUUGCAGUUCAAAAAUCCGGAAGGACAAGUUGCGAGAUGGAUUGAACUACUGCAGGAAUACGACUUUGUGAUCGAACAUCGCAGCGGGAAAUCUCAUGGCAAUGCAGAUGCAUUGUCAAGAAGACCUUGCCCUGAAGAUUGCAAGCAUUGUACUAGGCAAGAGGGUAAGGAAGUGAUAUCUGUGAGGAUGCUCAGGACAGACCAGCUCAGCAAUGAGUGGAAGGACAGCCUACAACAUGCACAGCAGGAAGAUUCGGAUAUUAAGCCGAUUCUGGAAUGGAUGAGGGCCAGUGCUCCUAAACCCAAGUGGAGCGACGUCUCAGCAAUGAGUUCGACCACGAAAAGCUAUUGGGCCCAAUGGGACAGCUUGCUGAUUCAGGAUGGAGUCCUGUGCCGUAAAUUGGAAAAUGGUCGGGGAGACAGUUGUCAUUUGCAAAUGGUUGUCCCUAAGGCUAAAGUACCGGAUGUUCUACAGCUGUACCAUAGUGGUUGUUCAGGUGGCCACCUGGGAGUUAAACCAACUCUACUGAAAAUCCGAGAACGGUUUUACUGGGUCCACUGUCGUGACGAUGUCGAGGACUGGUGCCGCAAAUGUACAAGUUGUGCGGCUGUAAAGGGACCUCAAAUUCGUAGUAGAGGCGCAUUGAAAUUGUACAAUGUUGGUGCACCAUGGGAGAGGAUAGCCAUUGACGUUGCGGGGCCGUUUCCGGAAAGUGAAAGUGGUAACAAGUAUUUCAUGGUUGUGAUGGAUUACUUCACUAAGUGGCCAGAAGUCUUCGCCAUUCCAAAUCAAGAAGCUUCAACAAUUACAGAUAAACUAGUUCAUGAAGUCUUCUGUCGUUUUGGAGUACCUUUAGAGAUUCACAGCGAUCAAGGAAGGAAUUUCGAGUCUCAAAUAUUCCUGGAAACUUGCAGAGUUAUGGGUACUCAUAAAACACGAACAACUUCUUACCACCCACAAUCUGAUGGAAUGGUAGAACGAUUUAAUCAGACAUUGGAAAGGCACCUGGCAAAAGUUGUGGAAAAACGGCAACGAGACUGGGACAGGCACAUACAACCGUUUUUGUUGUCAUAUCGAAGCGCUGUUCACGAAAGUACGUCAGUGACGCCAGCUUUCGCAAACUUUGGGAGAGAAUUACGGCUGCCUGCAGACCUGAUCACCGGAAUACCACCUGAUGCCCCACGCAGUAUAACCGAUUAUGCAAAUGACUUGCGGAACAAAAUGAAUGACAUUUAUGAGCACUUCAGACAGACGGGCCAGCAAACGUCUGAGAAGAUGAAAACACGGUAUGACCGCAAAAUGAACAACAAGGGGUUUGAUGAAGGUUCACUAGUGUGGUUAGACAAUCCAGUUCGCAGCAAAGGGAAAUCUCCUAAGCUUCAAGCUAAAUGGGACGGACCGUACCGGAUUGUGACAAGGAUCAAUCAUGUAACCUACCGGAUACAGAAAGGUGCCAGAGGUACUCCUAAGAUUGUCCAUGUGGAUCGACUGGCGCGUUAUUAUGGGGCCAAUAAUGCUCGGGACGAGCAUGUCUUAGGAGGGGGCAGUGUUGCGCGCCACUAUUAAUGUCUUGUACAUGGCAACACUAGUUACACUAGUGCCCUCUAGUGUCGAGUAAAUGAAAGUAUUGCGCGCCACUAUUAAUGUCUUGUACAUGGCAACACUAGUUACACUAGCGCCCUCUAGUGUCGAGUAGCAGAACUAGGAGAGUCAAGAUCCUUCCAGAAAUUUCGGGACCGAUAUGUACUCGAACAUUCUAGAUGUCGCUACAGUAGAAGAUUCUGGAAACUAUCUGAGGCCCUAUAUAAGGCCGGUAUAGACCACGACCGAGGCAGUAUUGAAUUGGCGAUACAAGAGAAUACUUGGAAGCGAAAUAACGGCGAACUGUGUUUUAUUAUUAGUGUGAUUUUAGAUUGUAAUUAGUAUUGUGUAAUUAAAGUGUCAAUUUUGGUAAUUC
Messenger RNA from Parnassius mnemosyne (clouded apollo), 3860 nucleotides. NCBI's taxonomy places the organism in Eukaryota, Metazoa, Arthropoda, Insecta, Lepidoptera, Papilionidae. The record is from the annotation of a GenBank genome assembly.